GUGCAAACUGAUUACAUGUACAUUAUGAAAUCUUCCAACGACGGGAAAUUUGAACAAGGCCAACUUAGUCGUUAUGGAAAUAUCGAACUUAACCCUGCUGCAGCAGUUUUAAAUUAUGGACAGGCAAUAUAUGAAGGCACAAAAGCAUACAGGAAGAGAGAUGGGAAACUCCUCCUCUUUCGUCUAGACCAGAACGCGAUUCGGAUGAAGAUUAACGCUUCACUGUCAGUUGAUCAAUUCAUUGAAGCUGUAAAGCAAACAGCUCAAGCAAACAAGUGUUGGGUUCCUCCUCCAGGCAAAGGGUCUUUGUAUAUUAGGCCUCUACUUAUAGGAAGUGGCCCCAUAUUAGGCUUGGCACCAUCACCUGAGUACACAUUCCUUGUAUAUGCUUCCCCGGUCAGAAAUUAUUUCAAGGAGGGCUCUGCACCCUUGAACAUAUUUGUCGAGGAGGAGUAUGAUCGUGCCUCUCGUGGCGGAGCUGGAGGUGUCAAAGGCAGUACCAAUUAUGCCCCGGUUUUGAAGGCACUAACCAGAGCAAAAAGCAGGGGAUUUUCGGAUGUUCUAUAUCUUGAUUCGGUACACAACAAAAAUCUGGAGGAGGUCUCUUCUUGCAACAUUUUCAUUGUGAAAGGCAUUGUAAUUUCAACUCCUGCCACGUCGGGGACUAUUCUUUCGGGAGUUACUCGACAAAACGUUAUUGAAAUAGCUCGUGAUCAUGGUUACCAGGCCGAGGAACGCGUUAUUCCGGUGGACGAAUUGAGUGAAGCCGAUGAAGUGUUCUGCACUGGAACUGCUGUUGGUGUUGCUCCCGUGGGCAGCAUUACUUACAAAGGCCAAAUGAUGGAGUACAAAACUGGUGUUGAGAGUGUAUGUCCACAACUUUACUCAACCCUAGUAGGAAUUCAAACGGGACAGAUUGAGGAUAAGAAGGGCUGGAUUAUGGAAAUUGACCGAGCUUUUUUUACCCACAACAACAUUUCAGAUUAAAAUUUAAAAGAAAAAAUUGCUGUCAUGAUCCACACUUUGCCAAUUGUACAGACUGCAGAAUACUACUUUUUUUUUUUUUUUUUUUUUUGGGGGUUAUCCAGUUUAUCAGUUUUUUGUGUUCAAUUUAUCUUUUGAUUAUCAUUCAAAAAAAGAAAAAAAAAAGAAAGAGAAAUUAUCUUUGAUUAUUCAUUAAACAAAACCCCAUUUGAAUUAUCUAAUUAGGCUUUUUUUUCUUUCUAUAUUGUAUUAUUGAUAGACUCAUAUUAUAAUGCUGCCACAUAGUAUUAUAACUCGCAAAUUUAUAAAUUAAUACUAUCAGAUCUAGGUUGAGGGAUUUGAUUGGAACUUAUCUCAAACCAAUCACACGAUACCAUAUGAGAAACUUAAAACACAUGAGUAGUGUUGUUAGUU
Molecule: messenger RNA, 1398 nt
Organism: Pyrus x bretschneideri (Chinese white pear)
Lineage: Eukaryota; Viridiplantae; Streptophyta; Magnoliopsida; Rosales; Rosaceae
Product: branched-chain-amino-acid aminotransferase 2, chloroplastic-like
Biological process (GO): branched-chain amino acid metabolic process
Molecular function (GO): branched-chain-amino-acid:2-oxoglutarate transaminase activity
Source: RefSeq, a predicted model, not a curated record